This is a messenger RNA of Phascolarctos cinereus (koala), 2923 nucleotides long. It is a transcript of the gene PPP1R2, whose product is annotated as protein phosphatase 1 regulatory inhibitor subunit 2. Gene Ontology annotation, molecular function: protein phosphatase inhibitor activity. Gene Ontology annotation, biological process: regulation of signal transduction. NCBI's taxonomy places the organism in Eukaryota, Metazoa, Chordata, Mammalia, Diprotodontia, Phascolarctidae. The record is from RefSeq and is a predicted model, not a curated record.
CGCCCCGCCUCCGUCGCGUCAGUCGCCGCUUCCUCAGCGGUCUACUGCCUGCUGAGCCCUGAGCUCCUCGGUCUCUCGGUGGCGGGCGCCCUGUCGGAGCGGGCGCGGCGGAGCGGGCGGGCCAGCUCGGAGGCCAUGGCGGCCUCGGCGGCCUCGCACCGGCCCAUCAAGGGGAUCCUGAAGAACAAGGGCGUCACCGACGGCCCGUCGGGCCUGCCCCCGCCCGCCGCCGGCUCUUCCGCGGGCCCCGGCUCCGCGGCCUGCGACGAGGACUUCGGCAAGAAAUCCCAGAAGUGGGAUGAAAUGAAUAUCCUAGCAACCUACCAUCCAGCAGACAAAGACUAUGGUUUAAUGAAAAUAGAUGAACCCAGCACUCCCUACCACAGUAUGAUUGGCGACAAUGAUGACGAUGUCCUGAGUGACUCAGAAUCGAAUGAAACCCUGCUCCCAGAAGUCCUUGCCCGGAAGUUGUCGGCUGCCGAAGGCUCUGAACCAAAGUUUCUCAUUCAUGAUAAUGAAAGUAGUGAAGAGGAAGAUGACCUGACGCCCGAAGAACGAGAAAAAAGGCGUCAGUUUGAAAUGAAGAGAAAACUGCACUACAAUGAAGGGCUCAACAUUAAGCUGGCGAGGCAGCUCAUUUCCAAAGAGCUUCGGGGGGACGAAGAAGACGAGGACGAUGACACCGAAAUGAAACCUGGCAGGAGCAGUGAGCGCCAAAGCCAGUCCGGUGUUCCCUAGAAGAGUUUGGGGUGGCGGCUCCAGACCUCUGCUCCUUCACUGCUUCACGGUCUCCGCACUUCACAGCUUAGGUGUCGAAAUGAAUAUCAGUGUGUCACCAAGAACGUUAAAAUGGUAACAUGAGAAAGCACGACCUUUGUGGGGGGGGGCGGCAGCAAAGGUGGUGCAAAGAACUUGUGCCUAGCGCCUGCCUGAGAAGACUGCUGUCCACACUGGCAUUCCUUUCCUAAGAGCACUGGUUAGUUGGGGUAGGGUUUAAUCACUUUGUGUGCUUUAAAAGGUAAACAGCAGCUUUUCGUACAGUUCAAGAGUGGUAUAUCACGUGUAGAUUUUUUAAAAACCCAAAUGGUAUAGCAGGUGACAGGCUGAUAAAGUCUCAUCCUGAUUAGGGGUAGUAACUUUUUUUUUUCUUCAACUGAAAAAGGGAUUCUUUUAGCAAAAGCUCUUCUGUAGCUCUACCUGAUCUAGCAACUUUAAAAUUCUUCUAUUUUCCCUUUAGACCUUGAAAGGAAAGCCUGGCAUUUUUUUAAUCUCUUCCAAAGUAGCUGUUUUCCCAGAAGCGUUUUCAGGUUCAGUUUGCACUAACCCCUGGCCUCCUAUCCUUUUGUACACUCUAUGGGCAGAUUUGAAAUCAGGUGGGGUUUUUUUUUUUUGAGUGGACACAACUCAGUAAUCUCCCCACCCCUUCCAUGCCACCCUGUAUAACAGUCCACCACAUACAUAUAAUCAGCAGGUCCUUGAGAUUCGAUUUUCAAUAUGGUAGGAACUGGUCUUAUGUAGACUGCUCAAACACUUAGCAUGGUAGUAAUUUGUGAGUAACCACAGUGGCUGAUCAGGGUUUCUGGUCUGCCUGGGCCGCGGGUGGAACUGCCUUUGGUCAUGACAGGCUUCACAAGAAAAUCAUUCAAGAACUUAGCUGAAGAAAUUGUUCUUCCCCCAGCCCAUCAGUCGAACUGCUGUUGAGCUCUUUUUCUUUUUUUACUUCAAUAGAUCCUAGGAAAUCCAAACUUCAUUGAUUGCAUGACUAGGAAAGGAUUGUGUGAGGUGAUUUGGUGUAAUUCCCAGACCGUACUCAGUCUUGACAUGAGACGAGCAUCAGUAGGGCCUGCUUCAAGAGUUACCACUAAAGCCACAUGUGCUGUCAUCUUCUGAGGGCGAAAAUACUUGAGUUUUCUCUGCAGUGGAGGAUAAAUCCAGUGUGUUUUUUGGCCUGGUGACCGCUUAAUUUGUAAUCAAAUAUCUAUAGGUUAAAUUUGAUCCUUUUGAAAGCAGACUUUCCAUUAUAUGGAUGUACUUUUAACAUUUUUUGUGUAUCUUGUAUAUAUGAAAUAACUUUAUUGAGCAGCUUAACUAUUGAAACAUCGGUGAGUCAGUAAAACAGUGAAGACUGGUUGCCAUUGGAAAAAUGUGAUACUUCUUUUAAACAUUUUAUGAAACAGAAGUAUUUUUUUACAGUGAGAAUCCAGACAAGACCCUUGAAGCUGCAGUGGCUGCGUCCCAACCAAAGGAAGUCUUGCUGGGAUACCUUCCACUGCUUGUCCCCUCCUUCCUUCCUUUAAUACAGUGGUGUUACGCUUUUUUAAAGCAUUCUAGGUCUGUGGGGAGGGGAGAGGGGAGUGCCGGAGUAAGGGAUCCCUAUCCUUUAUCUCGUUUUUGUGUUCUUAAGAUAUUUUAGGGUUUUGUGUUUAUGUGUGUGUGUGUGUCUAUAUAUCUAUAUCUAUCUGCAUAUAUAUAUAUAUGUACACACACACAUACACACACGAAAACAGCUGCUCUUUGAAGACCUAAUGUAAAGAAAGUUCUUGGGGCUAAAGUAUUAAGAUGACACUUGGCUGUUCUUUAUGAAGGCUGGGAUUCUUUCCUGGAAGCUAUAGGUUUACAAAGUUAAUUGGAAAACCACUUUAUUCUUACCCCUGUCUUCCAAAUUUAGGCAGACAGAGAAGCUAUUCUAUCUGUAAAACAAUACAGAAGACUUCUAUUACUUGGAAUGUGUAUAGUUAAAAUCUGUUGUUAAAUAUGUCAGGACAAAAGUUUGGCCACGUAGUUUGAUGAAGAUGAAGGGACAUUUUCAUAAAGUCCUUGCUGGGUUGCCCACAAAUGGCUAUUACAAAGUUAGUGUCUGAAAAAAUACCUGAUUGUAAAUGUACAAAAACAAAUGACUAAAUAAAAUUUGAAAGACUUCUAA